GUACGCUCGCGUUACGAGCUUCACUAAAACUCGCUCGGCCUCGACGUUGGGCCGCUUCAGGGAGGCUGAGAAGAUGGCAUGCUCUGAAAGAAGGGUCCGCUCAAAGUCUGACAAACUCCCGAGGGCCAAGGCUGGGUUGCCGUCUAUUGAGUUACAAUCAUGAUAAACCCUAGGGGUGGAGGGCCUUAGACGCUGCCGGGACUCCGGUGUCCUAUCCAGCAGAUCCACACCGUGGCGAAGAGCAUACAGAACCUGUGCAAGCUCGUUCGGGCGCCGGUCCGUCCCAUCUGCGAGCAUGUAACAAGGCCUGGUCAAAGGUUCCACCACGACAUGAGCCCCAUCCCAGUAAGCACCCGAGACGAUGAAAAGAGGGCCUAGCACACAUACCAAAAACGCCGGAGAUCCCUCGGUCGUGCUAUCCAUCUGGCGCCAUAGAUCGUAAUCUCGGGCUACCUGCAUAUAAACCUCACCGCCAUGCCCAAUGUCAGCCCUGUCCUCGCGAAGAACCAGGACUCGGCCAUCCCAGGACACGAGUGUACGGCCUACGUGUCCAACGGAGACGUCGCCAGGCGGGCUCAGGUGAUGCUUACUCCGCCAAGAGGGGAAAAGACCCUGAACGCACUUGUCAAACUGGGAUGAUCGUUCGCUAUCAUUCGUGAAACUCUCGCCCAUGCAGUGACACAAGCCCGCAGCAGCCUGGAGAGCCCGGAUUGCCAAGGGGCAUCCCAGUGGAAGCAGAGAAUUGGCUUGAAGAAUGAACUCCCUGAAGGCAUCGUGCAGCGUCGACAGGGGAAGGCCUCGCUUCUCUGGAGGCCUCCCGCAAAGCAGGUUGGGUAUAACCAUACUCGGC
Gloeophyllum trabeum ATCC 11539 is the source of this 850-nucleotide messenger RNA. RefSeq lists its product as uncharacterized. NCBI's taxonomy places the organism in Eukaryota, Fungi, Basidiomycota, Agaricomycetes, Gloeophyllales, Gloeophyllaceae. The transcript is spliced from 3 exons. Bases 475 to 639 code for a protein of 54 amino acids. The record is from RefSeq and is a predicted model, not a curated record.